ACAGAGCUUACUGGUUUCUGGAGAUUUCAUGUAAGAAACGGACCUCAAGCUCCCCUUUCCUCUACGUCUGCGGCAGUUUUUAAACGGCUCUCAUCUUCUCUUCUGCCAAUUUAACUCGGAAAAUGAAGACCACCAAUGCACUUGGAGUAUGACAAAAGAUUUUUGGUUGUUGGACUGCUGUUUGCGUCUCUGUAACUCUUGUUUCUAGUUAAAUGAAUGCGUCGGACGGAGUGGACGAUUCCGCUCCUGGAGGUCCGCAUUGAGAAAGUCAACAUCUUGUCUUUGUUUUUUUCGACUUCAGAAGGAUGUAACGACAGAUCUGCUGAGUGCAGGCUGAAGCGUCCCCAUCAAAAUGCAAAAGGGAAUACGACUCAACGAUGGUCAUGUCACCUAUCUAGGGCUUUUGGCGAAAAAGGAUGGUACAAGGCGAGGGUGCUUGAGCAAAAAGAGCUCGGACAACACGAAAUGGCACACAAAGUGGUUCGCUUUGCUGCAGAACAUGCUAUUUUAUUUUGAGAACGAGUCAAGCUCUCGGCCGUCGGGAUUAUACUUGUUGGAAGGGUGCAUAUGCGACAGAGCGCCUUCACCGAAACCUUCUCUCUCAGCCAAGGAGUGCUUGGAAAAGCAGUACUACUUUACUGUAAACUUUACUCAUGAAAACCAAAAGGCUCUUGAGUUGCGUACAGAAGAUGUAAAAGACUGCGAUGAAUGGGUGGCUGCAAUAUCACAUGCCAGUUACAGAAACUUGGCCACCGAGCAUGAGUCGCUCAUGCAGAAGUAUCUUCAUCUGCUUCAAAUUGUUGAGACGGAGAAAACAGUUGCUAAGCAACUUCGACAACAGAUAGAAGAUGGUGAAAUAGAGAUUGAACGGCUCAAGUCAGAGAUUGCCGGACUGCUCAAAGACAAUGAGAAGAUCCAUGCAAGCCCUGCUGCUGCCCCAUCAGAAGAUGACUCAGAAAUCAAGAAAAUCAAAAAGGUUCAAAGCUUUUUGAGAGGCUGGAUUUGCAGAAGAAAAUGGAAGACCAUCAUCCAGGAUUACAUUCGCUCACCUCACGCAGAGAGCAUGAGGAAAAGGAACCAGGUGGUGUUUAGCAUGCUGGACUCUGAGGCCGAGUACGUCCAGCAGCUUCACAUCCUUGUGAACAACUUCUUGCGUCCACUACGCAUGGCUGCCAGCUCCAAGAAACCUCCCAUUACGCAUGAUGAUGUCAGCAGCAUUUUCCUCAACAGUGAAACUAUUAUGUUCCUGCAUCAAAUAUUUUACCAAGGACUGAAGGCCAGAAUAGCAAGUUGGCCGACAUUAAUGCUGGCUGACCUCUUCGACAUUUUGUUGCCCAUGCUUAACAUCUACCAAGAAUUUGUGAGGAACCACCAGUACAGCCUGCAGAUCCUGGCUCACUGUAAGCAAAACCGGGAUUUUGACAAGCUGCUGAAGCAGUAUGAGGCCAAGCCCGACUGUGAAGAACGAACUCUGGAGACUUUUCUCACUUACCCAAUGUUUCAGAUUCCAAGAUACAUUCUUACACUCCAUGAGCUUUUGGCCCACACACCUCAUGAACAUAUCGAGAGAAACAGCCUGGACUAUGCCAAAUCUAAGCUGGAGGAGCUUUCACGAAUAAUGCAUGAUGAGGUGAGCGAGACGGAAAACAUCAGGAAAAACCUGGCAAUAGAGCGUAUGAUCAUAGAGGGAUGUGAGGUCCUCCUUGACACCAGCCAGACAUUCGUGAGACAAGGAUCUUUAAUCCAGGUGCCAAUGAGCGAGAAGGGCAAGAUCACCCGUGGGCGGCUGGGUUCUCUGUCUCUAAAGAAGGAGGGGGAGAGGCAGUGCUUUCUCUUUUCUAAGCAUUUGAUCAUCUGCACCAGAGGUUCUGGGGGCAAGCUUCAUCUCACCAAGCUGAAUCGUACAGAACAGAUGACACGGAUGAUGAAGAACGGAGUGGUCUCGCUUAUAGACUGCACUCUGAUGGAGGAGCCUGAGGGGACAGAUGACGAGUCUAAAUCCGACAAGAGCGGCCAGGACAUGGAGCACCUGGAUUUCAAGAUUGUUGUGGAGCCAAAGGACAGCCAGUCAUUCACAAUCAUCCUGGUGGCCUCCUCCAGGCAGGAGAAGUCUGCUUGGACCAGUGACAUCAGCCAGUGCAUAGACAACAUCCGCUGCAAUGGUCUGAUGAUGAAUGCUUUUGAAGACAACUCUAAAGUCACAGUGCCUCAGAUGAUAAAAUCUGAUUCCAGUCUGUACUGUGAUGAUGUGGAUAUCCGCUUCAGCAAGAUGAUGAACUCCUGCAAAGUGCUACAGAUUCGCUACGCCAGUGUUGAACGUUUGCUGGAAAGACUGACUGAUCUCCGUUUCCUUUCCAUCGACUUCUUGAACACUUUCUUGCACUCCUACCGUGUAUUCACCACCGCUGAUGUGGUGCUGGAUAAACUCAUUACUAUCUACAAGAAGCCCAUCAGUGCCAUCCCUGCUCAGUCACUGGAGUUAUUCUUUGCCAGCAGCCAGAACAACAAACUCCUAUAUGGAGAGACUCCAAGUUCUCCUAGAGCCAGCAGGAAGUUUUCCUCCCCUCCUCCUCUUGCCAUUGCCAAGAACUCUUCCCCUAACCGCAGACGCAAGCUCUCUCUCAACAUCCCCAUCAUCACUGGGGGCAAAGCUCUUGACCUUGCUGCCCUCAGCUGCUCCUCAAAUGGCUAUGCAAGCAUGUAUUCCACCAUGUCACCAUUUAGCAAGACCACCUUGGACAUCAACAAGCUCUAUGUGUCCAGUCCCAUUUCAAGCAAAAUCCCUGAUGAGGGAGAAGAUAAAAAGGACAAGGUUGAAGAGACAUCAGUGUGCAAACAAGAUCUUUCUGUAAGAGAAGAGAGUGAUAAUGAUCAAAACCACAGUGACGACGGGGACCCAGAAGCAUCUCCAACCAAGUCCCCAACCACACCAAAAAACGUCAAAUGCAAAAACUCCUCAGAGUUUUCUCUCUUUUCCUAUAACAAUGGCAUGGUCAUGUCUUCGUGUCGGGAGCUCGACAACAACCGCAGUGCUCUGUCUGCUGCCUCGGCCUUUGCCAUUGCCACAGCUGGAGCCAAUGAGGGAACGCCUACAAAGGAAAAAUAUCGGCGGAUGUCUCUUGCCAGCACAGGUUUCCCAACAGAUCAGAGAAAUGGUGACAAGGAGUUUGUGAUCAGACGAGCGGCGACCAACAGAGUCCUGAAUGUCCUGAGGCACUGGGUGUCCAAACACUUCCCGGACUUUGAGAGUAACAAUGAGCUGAAAACUAAGGUUAUUGCCUUCCUGGAGGAAGUGAUGCAUGAUCCUGAGCUGCUUACACAAGAGAGGAAAGCAGCAGCAAAUAUAAUCAGGACUUUAACUCAGGAGGAUCACAGUGACAACCAGAUCACCAUGGAAGAUGUGACACAACUGGUUGGAGGGGGGAAAGCUGAACCAUUUGAGAGCCACUCUGCCAUGGAAAUAGCAGAGCAACUAACUCUCCUUGACCACCUGGUGUUUAAAGUCAUUCCCUAUGAGGAAUUCUUUGGUCAAGGUUGGAUGAAGAAUGACAAAAAUGAGAAGACCCCAUAUAUCAUGAGAACCACAAAGCACUUCAAUGAUACAAGCAACCUGAUCGCCACAGAGAUCCUGCGAUGUGACGACUUGGUCUCCCGGGUGGCUGUCAUAGAGAAAUGGGUGGCUGUGGCUGACAUAUGCCGUUGUUUGCAUAACUACAAUGCUGUGCUCGAAAUCACCUCUUCUCUAAACCGUAGCUCCGUUUUCCGCCUCAAGAAGACCUGGCUCAAGGUUUCCAAACAGACCAAAACCCUCAUUGACAAGCUCCAAAAGCUGGUUUCAUCAGAAGGAAGGUUCAAGAACCUGAGAGAAGCUCUAAAGAACUGUGAUCCUCCCUGCGUUCCAUAUCUGGGGAUGUACCUCACUGAUUUGGCUUUCAUUGAAGAAGGAACACCAAACUACACUGAAGACAAUUUGGUCAACUUCUCAAAGAUGAGGAUGAUAUCUCACAUAAUCAGAGAAAUCAGGCAGUUUCAACAAACAGCAUAUAAGAUUGACCUGCAACCAAAGGUAGCUCAGUACCUACUGGACAAGAGCUUUGUUCUUGAUGAGGAAAGCAUGUAUGAAGCCUCACUCAGAAUUGAGCCUAAAGUGCCCAACUAAUGGGGAAACUGGUCCUUCACACAUUUUCUUUGUUAAUAUAACAUAUAAGUUAACAUCCAUAUUUGCAUAUGUAUAGCUGUACAUGUUAAAGAUAUAUGUUCUUUUGUACAGUAGAUGUUUAAACUUGUUUGAUGACACAUUUUUGGUGUAUAUUUUUUGGUCUGUUGUCCUGUUGACACCUUGACUUUUAUUUUUAGUUUUUGUUUAAAUAAUCAAAUAAUAAUAACAAUAAUAAUAUUAACAAUAAUAGAGGUCACUGUAGUUGCAUGCAACUGUGUUUCUUAGUGACCAAUGACAUUAUUUUGCAUCAUAUACUACUGUGUCGAAUUUGCACUUACUGAGCACUAAUGCUGCUGGCUGUUUUUCAGCAGGCUUGAGUUUUAUUGAUCAAUGAAGUUCUCUGCAAACAA
This is a messenger RNA of Cyprinodon variegatus (sheepshead minnow), 4569 nucleotides long. RefSeq names its product Ras protein specific guanine nucleotide releasing factor 1 (gene rasgrf1). The coding region runs from base 353 to 4159 and encodes 1268 amino acids. The transcript is spliced from 28 exons. Gene Ontology annotation, cellular component: plasma membrane. Lineage: Eukaryota; Metazoa; Chordata; Actinopteri; Cyprinodontiformes; Cyprinodontidae. Gene Ontology annotation, biological process: Ras protein signal transduction; positive regulation of GTPase activity. The record is from RefSeq and is a predicted model, not a curated record. Gene Ontology annotation, molecular function: protein binding; guanyl-nucleotide exchange factor activity.